This is a messenger RNA of Scaptodrosophila lebanonensis, 1157 nucleotides long. RefSeq names its product trans-1,2-dihydrobenzene-1,2-diol dehydrogenase-like. The coding region runs from base 24 to 1028 and encodes 334 amino acids. Gene Ontology annotation, molecular function: nucleotide binding. The transcript is spliced from 2 exons. The record is from RefSeq and is a predicted model, not a curated record. NCBI's taxonomy places the organism in Eukaryota, Metazoa, Arthropoda, Insecta, Diptera, Drosophilidae.
GCUCGCAAACAGACUGACAGAAAAUGGCACUGAAAUGGGGAAUUGUGGGGGCUUCGAAAAUCUCGCACGACUUUUGCACCGCUCUGCGUUCACAGCACACCGCUAAACCACAUGAGAUACAUGCCAUAGCCAGUCGAUCGAAAGCUAAUGCAGAUGAGUUUGCCCAGAGGCAUGACAUCCUGCAUGCCUAUGGGAGCUACGAGGAACUGGCGCAGAACGUCAACAUCGAAGUGGUUUAUGUGGCGGUCUUAAACCACAUGCACUUCGAAGUGGUGAAGAUGAUGUUGGAAGCGGGGAAGCCAGUGGUUUGCGAGAAACCCUUCGCGAUGAACCACAAUCAAGCCAAGGAGCUCAUCUCGUUAGCUAAAAAGGAGAACCUUUUCCUUAUGGAAGGACUGUGGACGCGCUUCUUUCCAGUCUAUCGACACUUUAGCGCCGCGCUGACCAGAAACGCAUUUGGCGAUAUCCGAGAGGUGUAUGUGAAGCAUGGAUUCUGUGGUUCGGAUAGCGCACGCAUAGUUCGGAAAGAUAUGGGCGGAGGUAUUGUGCUAGAUAUCGGCUGUUAUGCAAUACAGUUGGUGGUUCUGGUGUUCCAGGAGGCGCCCAAGUCGAUUAAGGCAGAGGGUAAAAUAAAUUCGAACGGCAUUGAUUUGUUCUUCCAAGCCGACUUGGAAUUCUCAAAGGGUCGUCGCGCUUACAUCACAUGUUCCGGCUUGGAAGCAUUGGAAAAUCAGUCAACUAUAAUCAGCACCAAAGGACCCAUUUGUAUGCCAACCUAUUGGUGUCCGAGCCAUUAUAUUGCCAACGGUCAGCUGCAUGAAUGGAGGCUGCCAAUCACUGCUGACAAUUGGAACUAUACGAACUCUAUUGGCCUCAUCUACGAGGCAGAUCAUGUCUUUGAAUGCAUCAGAGCCGGUCAAACUAUUUCUGAAAUUGUGCCGCCCACAGAUACUUUGCUUAUCGCCCAGAUUCAAGAUGAAAUUCGCAAGCAAAUUGGCGUGCAAUAUGAUUGCGAUGAGAGCCUAUAAUCCAGAUUAAAUUUCUAUUUAUAUACAACUUUUCGAAGCGCCGACUGGCCAGAGGCAAUGUUAUUACGCCCUAUGCCUAAUUUUAUUAUGAAAUAAAACUGAUGCGUGUAAACGCUUUGAAGAUAGAAA